This is a messenger RNA of Camelina sativa (false flax), 975 nucleotides long. RefSeq names its product ER membrane protein complex subunit 7 homolog. Gene Ontology annotation, cellular component: EMC complex. The record is from RefSeq and is a predicted model, not a curated record. NCBI's taxonomy places the organism in Eukaryota, Viridiplantae, Streptophyta, Magnoliopsida, Brassicales, Brassicaceae. Gene Ontology annotation, molecular function: carbohydrate binding.
UUCUUUCCUGAAAUCGGACGAGAUUAUAAAAAACAAAACUGGUCGUGUUUGGAUUUGGACGAUCUGCGGACGACGACCAUGGCGCCGAUUCUUAGAUCCACUUCCCUUCUCGCUUUGUUCGUCUGCCAUAUUUCUCUCUUCUUCUGCUUCUUUGUUUCCAAUCUUCCGAUCUCAUCUGGGUCUGAGGAUAGCUACACGAUCACGGGUAGAGUAAGGAUCCCAGCAAGCACUGUGAUUGGUCAUGCAGCAAAAUUCUCAAAUAUCAAAGUUAUACUCAAUGGUGGACAGAAUGUUACUUUCCUCAGGCCCGAUGGAUACUUCACAUUCCACAAAGUGCCAGCUGGGACUCAUCUGAUUGAAGUUUAUGCAAUGGGCUACUUCUUUUCUCCAGUGCGAGUUGAUGUUAGUGCUCGACAUCAUGGCAAAGUUCAAGCAACACUAACAGAAACCAGGAGGAGUCUUACUGAGCUGGUUCUGGAGCCACUGCGACCAGAGCAAUACUACGAGAUGCGAGAGCCUUUCAACGUUAUGGCAAUUGCGAAAAGUCCAAUGGGUCUUAUGGUGGGAUUCAUGGUCGUUGUUGUGUUCUUAAUGCCCAAGUUGAUGGAAAACAUAGAUCCAGAGGAAAUGAAGAGCGCACAAGAGCAGAUGAGAAGCCAAGGAGUGCCUUCACUUACUAGCUUGUUGCCAGCUAGCCGCUAAUAGUUCUUUCUUCAGCAGCGUUAACCAACAGUCCCAAGACACAGUGCUUUUUAACUUGUAAAAACUGUUAAACAGUUUCAAGGAUAAGCUUCGAAGAAAUUAGCGACAGCAAAUUCCUUAAAGCGAUCUAACAUUGGGUUUACAAGAUUGGUUAGUGUAGAGACACUGUUGGAAACUGACCUUAAGUGUGUGCAUUGAUUUUUUUUGUCUUUGUAUUCAUGUUGAAUGAAUUGCUCUCUUCUAUUAUUUUUGGUUUAGAAUGUUUUAAGUCCA